Molecule: messenger RNA, 678 nt
Organism: Dibothriocephalus latus
Lineage: Eukaryota; Metazoa; Platyhelminthes; Cestoda; Diphyllobothriidea; Diphyllobothriidae
Source: the annotation of a GenBank genome assembly
CUACUCAUACUACCUCACAUUUGCUUGUUACUUUCCCUAUUUGCUUUCUCAUUAAGUAUUGGUCGUCCGAAGCAUGUGCGCGUUAUGGCCGGCGCAAUUGAGGGCGACGAUUUCAUUGGCCCACGAGCAGAAGAGCACCGCGGCCUGCUAAGCAUUCGCUAUCCCGUGGAGCAUGGCAUUGUGCGUGAUUGGUCCGACAUGGAACGAAUUUGGGCCUACCUUUAUAGCAAAGACCAGCUGAUGGUGAACAGUGAAGAGCAUCCGGUGUUGUUGACAGAGGCCCCCCUUAACCCCAAACACAAUCGGGAGAAAAUGGCUGAAUUGCUGUUCGAGACCUUUUGUGUUCCCGCGCUGUACAUAUCAAUGCAAGCUGUGCUCAGUCUGUACUCCACCGGUCGAAUCACGGGAGUCGUUCUUGACUCUGGUGACGGCGUGACCCAUGCCGUGCCAAUUUAUGAGGGCUAUGCUCUGCCCCACUCGAUUGAACGAACCGACUUGGCCGGUCGUGAUGUUACUCGCUACCUACGUCUGCUUCUGCGCAAGGAGGGGACCGACCUACACACGACUGCAGAGUUUGAGAUCGUUCGUCAGAUCAAGACGUCUGAACCUAGCGAAACAUGCACUUGCCAGCUCCUUACAAACAGAAUUACUGCCAAGGAAUUACAGGGAUGCCCAUAG